Carassius carassius (crucian carp) is the source of this 3244-nucleotide messenger RNA. Its product is annotated as acid-sensing ion channel 1B. The transcript has 11 exons. Gene Ontology annotation, cellular component: membrane. Bases 982 to 2553 code for a protein of 523 amino acids. The record is from RefSeq and is a predicted model, not a curated record. Gene Ontology annotation, biological process: sodium ion transmembrane transport. NCBI's taxonomy places the organism in Eukaryota, Metazoa, Chordata, Actinopteri, Cypriniformes, Cyprinidae.
UGCUCAGACAGACAGAGGAGCGCUUGGAUGAAGGCUUCGUCGCAGUGUGCAGCGUUCAUUCCUGACGCGUCUGUCUGCAUCUGAACCCACUGGACGAACGGGGACUAUAUAACUUACAACGGAACACUUGAUCUGAUAUGGAAACGCGUGCCGUGCUGCAUUAAUUAAAGAAGGGGACAUUUCAGUGAUGUCAGCAUCCAGAGAGCGUCUGUGUUGUACUUCGUACCAGCGCGCGUGGUGAAGUUGGAUUGCGGAUCGCUUAUUGUAUCGAUCUUGAAACACAACCCGAGUCGUUCUGACACCGCGGAUGUGUCGGUGUUGUGUAUGGGAUGUGAUUGAGAAGACAUUCUCUUUACACCGAGCGAUGCGUUUCUGUCGUCUCUGACACCUGACGCGGAUGUAUGCAAAUAAAUGAGCUUAGUUUAGCGUUAUCAUCACGCUUGUGUUUAUGUACAUUGCGCUGAUUCGACUGGAGGAGACAGAGAUGAAUUGACGGCACUCGCGUAUUACUUUAGUGAACAUCCUGAGGAUUUCGGAGGAAUACAUGCUUGUAUUAUCAGAAUAAUCUGUAACCAUUUGUAUUUUUGCAGUUGAGUUCUUUAAACUGUUUUAUUCUCUCUCUCUCUUUCGCUAGUUUGAGGAGCCAGACUGUGCUUCAUGUGGUGAUAUCCAACUUUACAUGCUUUAUUAAAGUUAGAAAUAUGAUUUAUUAUGACUGAAUCAAUCUGAAUACACCUUACAUCAAACGAACGGGUUAAAUCGAGUGGGGGAAAAACACAUUUAACUUAAGAUUGCACAAACUUGCAAAAGGACCAUCAUGAAGAUGUUGCAUGGAUUGUUGUAAAUUCAUAAAGUGUCACUAGGUCCAUCUAUAUGCACCUUCUCGUAAAGAUCAGCUGACCAUCUAAGGGCGUGCAUUUCUUCCAAACGUCUAAACAUCUGUACCUACUUCAUUCAAAGAGCUUUUAAACUUCAAGGAACAUGGAUAUUAAAACAGAGUCUGAAGAUAAUCUGGACUGCGACCGGCCCGUGCCCAUUGAAGUCUUCGCCAGCAGGUCCACGCUCCAUGGCAUCUCGCACAUGUUCAGUUAUGAGCGCCAGUGCAUCAAGCGAUGCAUCUGGAUAAUGUUUUUCAUGGGUUCGUUUUCGUUCCUGCUGCUUGUUUGCGUGGACCGCAUCAGGUUUUACUUCCAGUACCCCCAUGUCACCAAGCUGGACGAGGUCACGGCACCAAUGAUGCCGUUUCCCGCCAUUACCUUCUGCAACCUGAACUCUUUCCGCUUCAGCCGCGUGACGCGCAACGACCUGUACCACGCGGGCGAGCUGCUCGCGCUGUUAAACGGCAGGUAUGAGAUCCGGGAUACACACUUGGUGGAGGAGAGCGUUAUGAUGACCCUGAAGGAUAAGGCGGACUUCUCCGUCUUCAAGCCCCGUCCCUUCAACAUGCGCGAGUUCUACGAUCGAACGGGCCACGACAUUAAAGAAAUGCUGCUGUCCUGCUACUUCAGAGGAGUCGAAUGCAGCGCCGAAGACUUCUCAGUGAUCUUCACACGCUACGGAAAAUGCUACACCUUCAAUUCGGGACAGGACGGAAGGCCACUGCUGGUCACCAUGAUGGGAGGGAUGGGAAACGGGCUGGAGCUGAUGCUGGAUAUCCAGCAGGACGAGUAUCUGCCUGUGUGGGGAGAGACUGAUGAGACGUCUUUCGAAGCGGGAAUCAAAGUCCAGAUCCACACGCAGGAUGAACCGCCUUUCAUCGAUCAGCUGGGAUUUGGAGUGGCUCCAGGCUUCCAGACGUUCGUCUCCUGCCAAGAACAGCGGUUGACAUAUCUUCCUCCUCCAUGGGGUGACUGUAAGGCUUCAGCAAUGGACUCUGAUUUUUUCAGCACAUACAGUAUCACUGCCUGCCGCAUUGACUGUGAGACACGCUAUCUGGUGGAGAAUUGCAACUGCCGCAUGGUGCACAUGCCUGGAGAUGCUCCAUAUUGCACUCCAGAACAGUAUAAGGAGUGUGCAGAUCCCGCUCUAGAUUUUCUGGUGGAGAGAGACAAUGACUACUGCGUUUGCGAGACGCCCUGCAACAUGACGCGCUAUGGCAAAGAGCUGUCCUUCGUCAAAAUCCCCAGCAAAGCCUCUGCCAAAUACCUGGCCAAGAAGUUCAACAAGACGGAGCAGUACAUCGCAGAAAACAUCCUGGUGCUGGACAUCUUUUUUGAGGCCCUAAACUACGAGACCAUCGAGCAGAAGAAAGCCUACGAGAUAGCCGGCCUUCUUGGUGACAUUGGCGGACAGAUGGGCCUGUUCAUCGGUGCUAGUAUCUUAACCAUCCUGGAGCUCUUUGACUAUCUGUAUGAGGUGAUCAAGUUCAAACUGUGUCGCUGUGCCAAGAAGAAACACCAGCGGAGCAGCAACAACGAUCGAGGAGCCGUUCUCAGCCUGGAUGACGUGAAGCGUCACGCUCCCUGUGACAACCUUCAUACCCCGUCAACCUACCCAGCCAACAUGCUACCUCACCAUCCUGGCCAAGGCAACUUCGAAGACUUCACCUGUUGAGCGUAAAGUAAGAGCCUGACAGAAAACAACCAAAGCUGACCACAUCAGUACGGACUCCUUUCACAACCGGACAGUACAGUAUAAACCUUCUGGAUCUGCGACACACUAGAAAACCACCAUGUCUUGAGAUAUAUCCAGGCGUCUGAGGAAUGGUGCCGAUCAACAAAGUUUAUUUUCACUAAAAUGUUCCAUGGAAAACUUUUGAUGUUUUUUGAACAUUUCAAGGAAAUACUGCCUCAAAAACAAAACUCCUUGAAGUCUAAGAAUUUACACAUUAGGUGACUUGGACAUCGAAUAGCUUUCUGCAGCUGGACCCUGAUGCCUUUUGUGUACAUAGUGAUGGCUCUUAACUGUCUUAAGACCAGUGGCUUACGUAGGUCAGUAGAUAUAGCGCUUAUUCUCUGUAUGUAGCCUCAUUUGUCCAUUGAUCUGCUGGAUCGAUUCAGCCUCAGUGUAUCUCACGAGAAUGUAACUUUCUGAAGAAGGUGGCCAUUACAAGCAUUAAAAGGGGGAUUAUGGGACGCUGGAUGGUUCAGAUCCCAUAUGACAUUGUGUUACAGGUCUCAUCUUGUAAAUGCAUGCUGGUCAUCUUGUGCAUGUUUUUAGUUUUAUUUAGAUUUCAUUAUUUCCAUCGCCAAGUUAGCCUCAAUUAUAUACAAUUGUUGGAAGAUGGUGUAAAGUUUGUUUUCAU